Messenger RNA from Aspergillus pseudoviridinutans, 1002 nucleotides. RefSeq names its product ankyrin repeat domain-containing protein. Lineage: Eukaryota; Fungi; Ascomycota; Eurotiomycetes; Eurotiales; Aspergillaceae. The coding region runs from base 1 to 1002 and encodes 333 amino acids. Gene Ontology annotation, molecular function: protein binding. The record is from RefSeq and is a predicted model, not a curated record. The transcript has a single exon.
AUGUUGGACUAUAUCCUCGCAACGGCGGACUCUAUGAGUCAUUUUCUUUCGGAACGUCAAGUGGAUAAGAAUGAAAAGGUGGAUCUUCUGGAAGAGUCCAUCCAUCUAGUAAGCAUGGCGCUCGUGUUCAACAACGAAUUUAAGGAGACGAUGCAUCACCUUGAACCGGGUCUCUGGAAAUCACCCCGUACCGUCAAAGUGAACGUGGUCGAUGGGCUCGAGUUAGCGGUGACAAGUUCAGAUCUUCUCCCAUUAUUAGUCCUACGCGGCAACGUCCAGUCCGUCCGUGACUUCCUGUCUAACGAAAAGGCAGAGAAUGUAAACCAUCGCAACAAACUCUUCGGAAGUGCACUCUACAACGCCGCCGCCCUCAACGAGCUGGAGAUAGUCGAGCUACUUCUCGCCCACGGCGCAGACGUGAACCACAUUGGAGGGCGAUGGCACACGCCUCUCCAGGCAUCAGUCGCCUACGCGAACGCCGCAGCCGCGCUCUCGGUCCUCCUCAAGGCGGGCGCAGACGUGAACCUCCAGGGCGGAUAUGCCGUGAAUAACAACCGAACAGUGCUCAUGACUGCCGCGCACGCCAAUAACUGCGAAGCCGUGUCAAUCCUCCUCUCGCGAAAAGAUGUCGAUGUGAAUCUUCUCAGCUGUGAUGAAGAAUCUAUCGUGCAUUAUUUAUGUCGAGCCGGGGAUGUGAACAAUCUGCGAAAGCUGCUUGCUGAACAUCCAGAUGCUGAUAUCAAGCACAAAGGAGAGUACGGAACGGCAUUGCAUGCGGCGAUGAAUCUGGCUCAUUAUCAGUUUACUGAGGGACAUGAUGAGGUUGUAGGAAUUCUGUUGGAGCUGGGUCUCUCGCCGUAUGAUGUUUCAAUGGGGUGCGAGACUGACAUCGUGGGAUGGGCGGAGAAUAUCAAGGAGGAGGCGGAGGAGGAUGAGGAGGAGAUUCCGGCUGCUGUGCAGCGGAUACUUGGGUGGCGGGAUGCGAAAGAGACGAGCUCUUGA